Messenger RNA from Acanthisitta chloris (rifleman), 1780 nucleotides. RefSeq names its product collagen, type IX, alpha 3 (gene COL9A3). The record is from RefSeq and is a predicted model, not a curated record. Lineage: Eukaryota; Metazoa; Chordata; Aves; Passeriformes; Acanthisittidae. The transcript has 25 exons. The coding region runs from base 1 to 1668 and encodes 555 amino acids.
AUGGCUGGAUUCUCCACUCUUGGGCUUCUCUCCCUGUGUCAGCUCAUAGCCACAGCAUCGGCUCAGUCCCUUCAGAGAAUAGGACCACAAGGCCCUCCUGGACCACGAGGACCCCCUGGACCAUCUGGCAAGGACGGCAUUGAUGGAGAGCCAGGCCCUCCUGGUUUGCCAGGCCCACCAGGUUUAACAGGAACUGAUGGUCCACCUGGCCCAAAUGGGCCUCCAGGAGACCGUGGUGCACUAGGACCUGCUGGGCCACCUGGACCAGCUGGACCUCCAGGACCCAGUGGCCUUCCUGGUGGAAAUGGAUUUCGGGGUCCUUCUGGACCUUUUGGUCUCCCAGGAUUCCCAGGGCCUCCUGGACCACCUGGACUUCCUGGUCUGCCAGGCACCCUUCCCGAUGGGGGUGGAGACCUUCAGGGACACACUGGUCACAAAGGGGAACCUGGUGAAAUAGGAAAACAAGGAGAGAAGGGUAACCCUGGCCCUCCUGGUCCUCCAGGUGUUCCUGGUGGUGUUGGCCUGCAGGGCCCAAGAGGACUAAGAGGCCUCCCUGGUCCAAUGGGUCCAGCUGGUGACAGAGGACCCCAAGGAAGCAAAGGACCUCAGGGAUUCCGGGGACCCAAAGGAGAUACUGGUAAAGCUGGUCCAAAAGGAAACCCAGGGGCUCGUGGACUCAUAGGAGAACCUGGCAUGCCUGGCAAGGAUGGGAGGGAUGGAGCUCCUGGACUCGAUGGUGAGAAGGGACUGCCUGGAAAAGCAGGUAUCAAAGGAUCAAAGGGUGAACCAGGCCCACUUGGUCUCCAAGGCCCCACAGGAGCCCCUGGUGUGCGAGGUUUCCAGGGUCCCAAAGGUGCCAGUGGUGAACCUGGACUUCCUGGUCCGACUGGAAUCCGUGGAGAGUCAGGUGACAGGGGUCCUACUGGUGUUCCUGGUCCCAAAGGUAACCAGGGCAUUGCUGGAGCAGAUGGCCUGCCAGGUGACAAAGGAGAGCUGGGUCCCUUUGGUCCCCCUGGCCAAAAAGGAGAGCCAGGAAGAAGAGGAGAACUUGGUCCAAAAGGCGUCCAAGGACCUAAUGGGACAGCUGGAGUACCAGGGAUCCCAGGACAUCCAGGACCCAUGGGCCAUCAAGGGGAGCAGGGUGUUCCUGGCAUCACAGGAAAGCCUGGGCCUCCUGGCAAAGAGGCCAGUGAACAGCAUAUCAGAGAACUCUGUGGGGAAAUGAUAAAUGAACAAAUUGCACAGUUAGCUGCUAAUCUGAGGAAGCCUUUGUCUCCUGGAAUGACGGGUCGGCCUGGCCCAGCUGGGCCCCCAGGUCCUCCUGGAGUUGUGGGAAGUGUUGGGCAUCCUGGUCCUCGUGGUCCUCCUGGAUACAGAGGGCCAACAGGAGAGCUUGGUGAUCCUGGUCCCAGAGGUGACACUGGCGAAAAGGGAGAUAAAGGACCUGUUGGUCAAGGUAUCGAUGGACCUGAUGGCGAUCAAGGACUUCAGGGAGCACCUGGUGUGCCUGGAAUCACUAAAAACGGCCGUGAUGGUGCUCAGGGUGAACCUGGUCUGCCAGGGGAUCCUGGUACUCCUGGUGCUAUUGGGGCUCAGGGAACUCCAGGAAUCUGUGACACGUCAGCUUGCAUGGGAGCUGUGGCAGCAUCAACUUCCAAAAAAUCAUAAACCAACAGUACAUGGGAAACGAAUUAUAGUUAAAAUAUCAUCUAUAAUUAUAACAUUAUAAUGUGAUGAAACAGACAGAAUCCUCCUAGUGCUAAAUGGACAAAUGCUCCUU